UUGGGAUCAGCGCCUUUUCAAGUAAAACAGCCAGCCUGUCGAUCAAAUUCUUAAAUCAACCUCCAGCGUGCGUUCAACUAACUUACAGCGUAACUGCCCACAACUGCAUUCUUUGGUUUCUUCGUGAGGGGCGAACUCUGGGCUCUGGAGUCCAGUCCAGUCCCAUCAGGGUGGCAUUGUUCCUGGCCACUUUUGCUCCGACACCUAAUCAUAAUGGCUCACGCUACUUCUUCUUAGCUGUUUGUUGACAAUGACACCCAGGUCCACUCAAUCCACGAAGAAAUUGCUUCUGGGCCUGGAAAAAUCAGUCCUUGGGCUGUCACUGGCUGAUAACCAUCCAAGGAACUUGGAAGGCUCAUAGCGGCUCCAAUUCUCCCCAUGGUCCAAGGAAGCUAGAGUCAAGUUGAGAAAAUUGAGGGGAGUUUCUGAGCCUCAAUAAUGACUUUUAUUUGGCCUUUUGAAGGCACCACUCCACUGUCGACCUUCCUGUGCUCCGCCCUCUAUGAAAAUGCUGGCUAAGCCCAUCUAGGAUGCUGGAGCUUCUUCAAUUGCCAGCAGGGAAUUCAUUAUAGAUUAUUACCCUCAUGAAGGAAGUGAACAUGGCCAGAAAAACGAAAACCGGCUCUUCCAAGCACUCAAAUCUACUCUCUGAUGCCCUCCCAAGGGUGAAUGAAGGGUUAGUCUCAGACCUGAAGCCGCGAACUUUCAUAGGAUAGAGGCGAUUCGGGUUCAUUAUUUUGACAGGGCUCUCCGAAUGUCAUUUGAGAGACGUAUCUGAUAAAAAUGGACUCGCUGGCAAUUUGGCAACGAGGCUAGGGCAAAUGCAGCUAGUUAGGUCUAAUGUGACGGCCGAGUUAACUAUGCCUGCCUAGUCAUGGAUAGUUAGAAGUAACCGACCGCGAGAAACCAACCAACUCGCUUCCGCAAAAAAGUCCGACAUCACGACUACAAUAAUCCAUCUGUCUUGGGAAUCUAGGAUAUCCAUUUCAUUAUUGGUUAAGCGUGACGUCUUUGGGGCCAACCGCUCUGUUCUCAUUCGACCGAAAUAUUUUAUCCCUCCAACGUUUGUGGGGCUGGGAUCAAUCCACCUUGAGCCUCCCUCCCUCCCUCACCUUCGCAACUUCGGUUAGCCAUGGUGGAAUGCCGAGGGAGCAGAGCCGCUGAAUGCCUGUGUCGAUGCGCUGAACCAUUUGUCUUUGAGCCUUUGCGUUCCGGAGAUAUGGUCGUUUGUUACUUCGAAUAUGCUCCAUAAUUGUGUUGCCGCGAUGGGCCUUGUAUGAUACGCGGAAGAAGGGGUCCACUGUAGCCCUUCUUCACCUUGAAAGCAUGUAUAUCCACUUCAUGUGAGAUACCCUCCACUGAUGUCCCAUCCAUAGCGACCUAUGUUUUCCUGAGUAGUAUAUUUUUGCGAGCCAUGGACUGCCCCUGUCACCGUCCUGUCGCAAAAUGGCCCUUUGCAAUUUAUAUUUGGACGGGCCGCCAGUGGUGAACCAAUCCUAUCUGGCCAAAUGAUAUGUUCCUGCAUUCUUCGUGGGGUAUGUGGCCGGAGGGUCGGUACUACUCCUAUCUCAGAGGAAGUGUCCCUCGUCCGCUUGCAUGGUAACGCCACUGGAAAUUACCCAUGUUCUCCUCCGAGAGGGUUUCUGCCUAGGGAUCCUUCUUAUAAACCAACAUGGACACCCAGUGUCCUGCUCGGUUUUGUUCAUUCCUUUCGCAACCCCUUUGUGCGUUGCUGUAUAGCCUUUAGCAAACGUUUUUGUUUGCGUCCUCUCUUUAAUCGUUGUUCUACGGCCACGUUCUUUUACGAAGGCUUUGCCGUCUUACGCUCCUUGGUUCCCUCAAGACCAUAUAAUUAAUUCAUAAACGCCAUCUAUUGGACGAAAUGGCGUUCAAAUCCUUUUUGACGGCCGGAAUGGCCGUGUCCUCUCUUUUGGCUUCGUCCACUUCCGCUUUUGACUUAAACUCCAAGACAAACCUUGCGGUGUACUAUGGUCAAGGUCCCUACCAACAGCGCUUGGCGCAUUUCUGUCAGCAAACUUCGAUGGACAUCAUCCCGAUAGGAUUCGUCCAUAUCUUCCCGGAACAAGGCAAAGGUGGUUACCCAGGCUCGAAUUUCGGGAACCAGUGCUCAUCAGAGGUGUAUUUGAACGAGGAUGGUGUCCCAACGGAACUUCUUAAAGACUGCCGCCAGAUUGCAGAGGACAUUCCUAUUUGCCAAGCUGCCGGAAAAAAGAUCCUGCUUUCACUGGGUGGUGCGACCUCUAGGUAUGAACUCAAUACCCUGCGAUCCGCUCUUGAUUUUUCCGAUUUCCUCUGGGGUGCUUUCGGUCCCAAGACGGCUGCAUGGGGUAAUAAACCUCGUCCGUUUGGCGAUGUUGUUGUUGAUGGGUUUGAUUUCGACAUAGAGCAUAAUGGCGAUUAUGGCUAUGCUACAAUGGUUGAUCGGCUACGAUAUCGCUUCAAGGAGGACUCGAAAAGGAAAUAUUACAUUUCCGCUGCACCGCAAUGUCCCCCCGAUGACAAACAGCUGGCAGUGCCAAUUAUGAAAUCGUACUUCGAUUUCAUCUUUGUUCAGUUUUAUAACACCUACUAUUGCUCCGCGAGAAGCUGGGUCUCGAAUCCUAGAACUUCUGCCUUCUCCUUCGAUGACUGGGUGAAAGUCAUUAAGCGCAGCCCCAACCCUUCUGCAAGAAUCUAUCUUGGCUUGUUAGCUAGCGUAACUGCUACUACUGCUAGUGACAUAUAUUAUCUCACACCGGAGGAGGUGAAGCCUCUUGCAAAAACAUUUAUGGAUAAGUAUCCGAAAAACUUUGGUGGCAUAAUGCUUUGGGAGGCAACACACUCUGAAAACAACCAAAUCAAUGGUAAGAGCUACGCGGAUCACAUGAAGAGGGUCUUAUACGAGCUCUCUCCCCCUCCUCCAACAACAUCGUCCACCAAAACCAGCACCUCGACUUCGUCUUACCCUGCCAGCUCCUCCGAAAUCCCUUAUCCUAGCACCACAGAGACCCCUUAUCCUAGCACUACGGAGACCCCGUCUCCUACCGAGACCGGGACGGCUUAUCCCAGCACCACGGAGACCACUUCUCCUCCUGAAACCGAGACGGUCUUCCCCACUGUCGAUCCGACUGAUACUGAGACCAUUUACCCAACUGUCGACCCUACCGGCACUGAGACUGUGUAUCCUACUGAAACUGUGUAUCCUACCGAGACUGUCUAUCCCACUGUCGACCCUACCGGCACUGAGACUCUGUAUCCUACUGUUGAUCCUACCAGCACUGAGACCAUUUACCCAACUGUCGACCCUACCGGCACUGAGACUGUGUAUCCUACUGAAACUGUGUAUCCUACCGAGACUGUCUAUCCUAGUGAGACUGUUUAUCCUACCAUUGAUCCUACCGGCACUGAGACUUUGUAUCCUACUGAGACUGUCUAUCCCACUGUCGACCCUACCGGCACUGAAACUGUGUAUCCUACUGAGACUCUCUAUCCCACCGUUGACCCUACCGGCACUGAGACUGUCUAUCCCACUGUCGACCCUACCGGCACUGGGACUCUCUAUCCAACUGUCGACCCUACGGGCACUGAGACUGUCUAUCCAACUGUCGACCCUACGGGCACUGAGACUGUCUAUCCUACUGUCGACCCUACGGGCACUGAGACUAUCGACCCUACUGUCCACCCGACUGACACUGAGAGUGACUGCCCUGAAACACCCUACCCGACUGAGACCGUGUAUCCAACUCUCACCGAGACAGUCUCCCCUACCGCCUAUCCCACUGACGUCUACCCUACUGAUACAGAGACGGCCUACCCUUCCGACACUGAGUCUGUAUAUCCUACACACACCUCAAUCACCAUCUCAAAAUACCCCUCAGAUCCAGCACCUACGACAAUCACCACAGUAAUCACUACCACCUACACCACGGUUUGCCCGACGGGAUAUACCACAAUCACAGCCACAUACACUACAACGUACUGUCCAGGAACAGGGUGUGGCUCAACCUCGUCCAGUGUUGGGCCAACUGCACCACCGCCAGUUUCCCCCGGCUACCCUGCCGAAACCCCUCCGGCUGGCGGGUACCCUUCAACUUUCUCAACCGAACAUUGUGGCGGAGACGGAUGUCCGUCUCAGACUCCACCCGCUCCUUCAGGUCCAGCAGCCAGCUACCCAGGCGCCUCUGGAUCAGGAGUCCACCCGACAAGCCCGUCACCGCCAGACUACAUAGGAAGUGCUCCGGCAACAUCCUUGAGCGGAAAGUGGCUCCUGACCUUAGCCGUUGGUGUCUGUGCUUUCUUCUUCAGCAUGUAAUUAUUUGUCCUUCGGACUUUUACUUCGUUUCUCUUUUCUUAAGUGUUGGUUUGCAUGUCAGAAAGCUCUGACUCUGCAACGAGCAUUGAAGAUAGUUUUACAUUUAUAUACACCUUUUUUGGACAUGAUGAUGAACUUUGUGUAAUUUUUCUCACUAGAUUCGCCUGACAUAAUUUAACUGAAACUUUUCCAUUUGUGUUGAUAGUACGCUGCAAACGUCUGGCUAUUAUCAAAUUCCUUAAAGCUCACUCACUAUCGUAUCCCUUGCGAGUACAGUGAUGCAUCCACCUGGCUGACUCGACUACGGUGGCCCUAAUUUUCAUACGACCUUUAUCCUGUAAAGAACAAGAUAAAAUCGCACACGAACUAUACCACGAAUUUUAGCGAAGGUGGCAUGAGAAAUCAAACAUUUGAAAUAAGUAUCUUUGAAAAUACUAGUGAGGUAAUAUACCAUAGAAGAAUAAAAAGACAAGUGGAGAGGGUAUAUAUGAGCGGAGAUGACAAGCUCAACGGGCAUUCUCUUUUUUAUCCCCUAUCUACCUUUGCAUCCUUUGCUCAACCUCCCACUUCUCAAAAAUGGAAUCUGAACACCAACAACAUCCCUACUCUCUUCUUCAAGGAUGAAAACAACCUUAUCCACCCCCUGUCCACCGUACGUCAACAAGUCCGCCAGCUGCCAUGAAUCGCAGGUAUCCACCAGCGCGCCUUGGGCAGGAAGAUCUGACAUCCUCUUGUUAUCUUGGGGCACCGUACCGUACCCAUAGCUCGCGCUGCUCUCCAUCAUUAUUGUUAUUCCAUCAUCUUGUUUUGCUUUAUCCAUUUGUGGCCUGCUUUCUUUCCCGUUCUGGCCUGGCUUCCUAUGACUCUGUCACAGUUCUCAAUAUCAAUAUUUGUCAUUUGUAGUAACUGCCUUGUGCAGGUAAUGUACAUUCACGUACAUGUACAUCCAAUUUCUUGCAUAAUUGUAGAAGUAGGAACAUUCUCCUCUAAGCACACCAUCUCAUUGUAUAAGCUUAACCUUCUGUUGAUCAUUUCAAGGUGGGAAGUCGGCAUAUUACCAAAGAGAGGUGGGGAGAGAGAUGACUGUUUUCUUUCCUACUGGAGCCCCUGCUCCUUGCGAAUACCAUCAAAUCUUCCUUAAAAACCCAAGCGACGAAAGUUCUGUACAUAUCCGCAACUUACUGGCUGUUUCCAGACCUGAUCUGUACAUGUACAUGCAAAUAGUAGUUUCUAAGUUUCGAGACGCUUAGUGUUUCAACAUACCCAUCUCUUCAGGAUCGAUCUCCUUUCUUCCAGCUCAUUGCAACAGGCACAUUUGGUAUGGCUAGGGGGGUUACCGCGUUGAUCAUGCGCGCACCACGGACAGCCUGUGGGAGACAGGCCUAUUUGAGCUGGACUGGAUUGCGCCAUCCUAUAUUCUUUGCAGAGAUGAUCCCCGGCUAGCUGGCAAGAUGGGUACUGAAAGAAUAGCCUACAAGCUUUGUUAGCCGGGAGACCUUGGAGGGGUGAAAGGGAACUGAGGAAGGUAGCUGAUAGACAUGUGGCGGGUUCAGUCUCAGCCUGGUGAUUGGGACGGGUUGUUGAGCUUGGAGGGGAACGAUAGACGUUAAGAGUUGGGUUUUCCCCCUACAUGCAUGUUUAUCAAUCAGGCGGGAAAAUUGGGAAAAGAAGUGAAAACUUUUCCUCUCUGGGAAUAUAGCAUGUGGAAGGGCAGAUAAUUAUUCAAUCUUGUGAAUCUUCUUUAUUUCUUAAUUAGGGAUAUCUAAAUUAUAUGUUAUAACAUUGAGCCCCAUGUAAUAGAGGACAACAAAC
This is a messenger RNA of Blastomyces dermatitidis ER-3, 6124 nucleotides long. Its product is annotated as chitinase. Gene Ontology annotation, biological process: carbohydrate metabolic process. The transcript is spliced from 3 exons. The record is from RefSeq and is a predicted model, not a curated record. Gene Ontology annotation, cellular component: extracellular region. Bases 1883 to 4312 code for a protein of 809 amino acids. Gene Ontology annotation, molecular function: chitinase activity. NCBI's taxonomy places the organism in Eukaryota, Fungi, Ascomycota, Eurotiomycetes, Onygenales, Ajellomycetaceae.